GCUCCCCGAAGUUACAGUUAGAAAAUACCUGUCUUCCCCGCCUUCAGGAGGAAGAGCAGCGAAGGCUGAUUGUAAUGUCUGGCAACUCAAGGGAAAGUAAAGGAAGAGAGGCAAGUCUUAACCGCUACUAUACCAUCACUCAGCGUGCGGAAACUUUGUGAGAGGAGGAGGAAAAGUCGCAUCUACGAACUGGACAAAGCGAGCGGAAGGGGGUGGAGAGGGCAGAAAAGCCCAGGGUUGAUUGUUUGCUUCAGCAAGGCGGCUUUGAUGGGCGCGAGGCGGGACACUGCAGCUGAGCAAGAUCAGCUUGGCGGCUGAAAGAAGCGAAGAACUUUUGUUUUGUUUUUUAAUAUAAAUAUUCCUAUAUGGAAUAUAGGAGUAGCUGCACAAGAAGACUCGUCUUUGCGUUUAAUUAAUUUCAAAGCCGGUGCUGCUCCAGGAAAAGAAGGGAGAGAAGAAAAAAACAGCUAUAGGCGAGAAAAAGUGAGAAUUACCUUUCGCCCCAGCUGCUGCGUUUCUCCCCCACUCGCGCACACCCACUCCUCCUCCUCGCUUCCCUUGUUUGUUACUGGGGUUGCAGCCAGAGGCUUAUUAGCUAAGCGCCCCCCUCCCGCCCCGUAUCUGUGUCUUUCGCUGUCUCUUUCAAGUUGGCCCCAGUUGGCAGGCAGUUUGGGAAGCUGGAGCGUUCAGAAAGCACUUGACGUUUCUUUCUGCGCAAAUAUGAUUCUCCCGCCUUGAAAAGAUUGGGGCACCGCCGAAGGGCAGAAUCGCCGAAGUUUCUCUGGAUUUGCUUCACCGCUGGAUCGCCUCUGCUUCCUAGCUCCUUUUUAUCUGUUCGGUUAAGAAAGCCUCCAUUUCUUUUUUCCCCCCUCUCUCUGUUUUGUGCAUCUGGGCGUGAGUGAGGCUCUGUUUGUUUUUUCUCGGAGCUUGGGAAGAGGAGGACGGGGCAACGAGACCCCUGGCUUGCCUGCUUUCCCUCGCACCUUUUCCCCCCCUCCCCGCAACUCCGGGUCUGGGGAGGGAUAAGGUUUCACUUGGUCCCAACUGACUGUGUGCGCGUUUGUUAGGAGAAGAGCGAGAGCAUCCCGGGAGGCAGAUUGGCUGACUCGAGUUCGCCAGCCGGGCUGAGGCGUCCCUGUGGCCGGCGCCUGCUCUCCUCCGGAGCUGCAUUCCUCCCCUGCUUCAAGGCCGCGGAAAGUGGGGUGCUGCAAACGGGGAUUUUUAUUUUUACGGGAGACGCUCCUCGCCUUUUUCUUGGAUCCACCAUCUGAGGCUGCCAGGGCUGCCUUUGGGUCUGGCUUCUAUUCUUCGCCGGCUAUGAAGGUUCUGUCUUGAAGAUGGAGACUCUCUGGCUUGUAUUCAUCUCGCUGGUCCCGGUGUACAUCAGGGGACAAGGGGUCUAUGCUCCUGCCCAGGCCCAAAUCAUCCACGCUGGGCAGGCAUGUGUUGUAAAGGAAGAUAACAUCAGUGAACGAGUAUACACUAUCCGAGAAGGUGACACCCUUGUUCUGCAGUGUUUGGUUACGGGGCACCCACGGCCACAGGUGAGGUGGACCAAAACUGCUGGCAGCGCCUCGGACAAAUUCCAGGAGACGUCGGUGUUGAAUGAGACCCUUCUGAUUGAGAAGAUCCAGAGGCUGCAGGGGGGUCGCUAUUACUGUAAAGCAGAGAAUGGGGUUGGGGUCCCAGCCAUCAAGUCCAUUCGAGUAGAUGUGCAGUAUUUGGACAAGCCUGUCCUUACUGUCCAUCAAACUAUCAGUGAUGUCCGUGGGAGUUUUUAUCAUGAGAAGACAGUCUUCCUUCGAUGCACAGUUAGCUCUAAUCCACCUGCUCGCUUCAUCUGGAGACGGGGUUCCGAGACUCUUUCCCAUAGUCAGGAUAAUGGAGUGGAUAUCUAUGAACCAUUGUACACAGAGGGAGAAACCAAAGUUCUGAAACUGAAAAAUCUACGACCUCAUGACUAUGCCAGUUAUACAUGCCAGGUAUCUGUCAGAAAUGUGUGCGGCAUUCCUGAUAAGACGGUUACCUUCGAGCUUACCAACACAACUGCUCCACCAGCUCUAAAAUUAUCUGUGAAUGAGACUUUAGUGGUAAAUCCAGGGGAUAAUGUUACCAUACACUGCACGCUAACAGGCGGGGAUCCUUUGCCUCAGGUAGUCUGGUCUCACUCACCCGGUCCUAUGCCUCUGAACAGCCUGAUUCAAGGGGGCAAUCUUACCAUCUGGGGCAUCCAAACAGAAGAUUCAGGUUAUUACAACUGUACAGCCAUCAACAAUGUGGGGAAUCCAGCCAAGAAGACAGUGAACCUAUUGGUGCGAUCCAUGAAGAAUGCAACAUUCCAGAUCACUCCUGAUGUCAUCAAAGAGAGUGAAACCAUCCAGCUAGGGCAGGACCUGAAGCUCUCAUGCCAUGUGGAUGCUGUCCCACAAGAAAAAGUUUUCUACUUCUGGUACAAGAAUGGGAAGCUGGCCAAAUUCUCAGAUCGAGUAGUUGUCAUCAAGAAUGACCCAGAACUCCCCCCAGUGACAAGCAGCCUGGAGAUAAUUGAUCUUCGUUUCACUGACUAUGGUACAUACCUGUGUGUGGCAUCUUUCCAAGGGGCACCCAUCCCUGACCUCAGUGUUGAGGUGAAUAUUUCUUCAGAAACAGUCCCUCCAACCAUCAUGGUGCCCAAGGGUCAAUCCAUCAUUACUGUCCGUGAAGAUUCGAAAGCAGACUUACAGUGUGAAGUCCGAGGGAAACCCAAACCUCCCAUCAUCUGGUCUAGAGUUGAUAAAGAGGCUCCUAUGCCUUCAGGUACCAUGACAGUGGAGACCAACGAUGGGAAACUGCAUUUUGAAAAGGUGACUCAAAAAAUGAGUGGGAUUUACAAAUGCCAGACAGCCAGAUACAAUGGCUUCAACAUUAGACCCCGAGAAGCCCUGGUGCAACUCAAUGUACAGUUCUCCCCUGUCGUGGAGCCCAUCUUCCAGGAUAUUCGGCAAGCCAUGGGACGUAGUGUAACCCUUCGCUGUACCAUGUUAAAGGGAAGCCCUAUGAAAGUGGCUACAGCUGUCUGGAGAUUUAAUGGUAGUCUUCUAACAGUGCCUCCAACAGAGCAGCAAGACUAUUCAGAAUAUAGAGUGGACAGUGUAAGCCGAGAGACGAGUGGCAGCUAUGAAUGUAGUAUCUCCAAUGACGUUGGGGUGGCAGUUUGCAAAUUCCAAGUAUCAGCUAAAGCUUAUAACCCAGAGUUUUACUAUGAUACCCCCAAUCCGACAAGGAAGCAAUCCAAGAACUACUCCUAUGUCUUACAGUGGACACAGAAGGAACCUGAUGCUGUUGAUCCCAUUCUUAGUUACCGUCUAGAUGUCCGUCAGCUGAAUCACAGGGACUUGCCCCCUAAAUCCAUUUCUGUGAGGAAGAUGGAAAAGGGCAUGUUACAGGAAUACCUCCUGACUGACUUGAAGGUGCCUCAAAGCUAUGAAGUUCGCUUGACACCCAUAACCCGGUUUGGGAUGGGGGACAUGGCUUCUCGCAUCAUCCGCUAUAUAGAACCAAUCAGCUACCCCAACCCAGUAGGUAACACCUGCCACUUUGAAGAUGAGAAGAUCUGUGGUUAUAUCCAGGACACAACAGACAACUUUGACUGGAUUCGUCAAAGCAGUCUAACCCAUGAUCCGAAGCGCACCGCCAACACAGGCCCCACCAUGGAUUUCAGUGGGACACCAGAAGGGUACUACAUGUUCAUUGAAGCCUCUGCACCCCGAGUGAAGGAUGACAAAGCUAGGCUGAUCAGCCCUACGUACAACAUGACUGCCAGAUUCUGUGUCUCCUUCUAUUAUCACAUGUAUGGGAAGCACAUUGGCUCCUUAAAUCUUCUGGUUCAUGUGAAGAAUAAGCAACCCACUCAAGCCUUGUCACUCAAAGGGGACAAAGGAAAUAUGUGGCAACAAGUACAUGUACCCAUCAACCCUGCAGGACCUUUCCAGAUCAUCUUUGAAGGUGUCCGUGGGACAGGUUCUGAGGGAGAUAUUGCCAUUGAUGAUGUUACUCUUAAAAAAGGUGAUUGUCCAAGAAAGCCAAUUGUCCCAAAUAAAGACUCCAAAGGCAAAGCAGUAAUUGACUGAUGGCUAAGUUCAGCCACUGUAAAGGUAUGUGGAGUUCUAGUGGGACUUGGUAGAUUCAUUGAAAUCAACUGCAGGAGUUUUGUCACCUUUUCCUUAGAUAGCCAUCAGUAUUCCUAGAUAGCACUGAAAUCUUUGCUUGAGCAACCUCAGUUAGGGUGCAUAAUGUUUAGCUUAAUCACAAGCUGCCCUAGUUGCCUACCAACAAAGUGUUGACUAAUAGUGAAAGACUUAUAUCAGUCAAAUAUGAUUUUGCCUAAGAUGUUGAGACUUAGACUGCACUGUAUUACUUUAAAAGUUCAAGUCUCCUUCAAGAGGAGCUCAACUCAUGAACACAUCCAUGUAGUUUUCUUACAACAGUACAGAAGUGGAUUCCCAUUUCUUUAUCUCAGAUACUUUUUCAAUGUUCCACUCUAGCCUAUAGCCCUGGGAUCUUCUGGAUGUCCUCCACCCAGAUACUAAACAAAUUCAACCUCUUAGGUUCUCCAGAUCAGCCAAAGUCAAGUAGAUGAUGCCAACUAGCUGGGCAAUCUACUAUUAAUCUAUCAAAUAUUAGCCAAAACUGUGGGGAAUGUUUUCCUUUGGUAAGCCCAUCCUGAGGGAACAAAAACAGGUGAAGAGUGUUGGCUAUUGACAGCGCCAGGAACCCUUGCAUAAGCUAAAUUUUGUGCACAUUGGACUGUGUGCCACACACAUGUCAACAUGAUGGCUCUCAUUCUUGUGCCCACUCCAUUAUAUCAGAUUUACAUAAGUCAGGACUUACAUUACUCAGGUAUUACCUGUAGUAUAAAUGACUUCCCUAGCUACAUGGGGAUUGAGCAGCAGGGAUCAUGUAGCUCUAAUUCAUCUUGGUGGAAGUCAUUUUCUCCAAUGCCCAAAUGUCAAAUUAUGCAGUAAAUUUCACUGAGUUAUGUAGCUAAGUGCUUAACAAAAUUCCCAAUUUUUCACUUCAACUUUUGAAUUUGCAGUUGUUUGGAGUACAUAUUUUUGUGCAUUUAUGUGUGGGAUCAGACUGCUGUUAGAGAAAGGCUGUGUAGUACAUUCUACCUUUCUGACUGCAGUUAUUUUACAAGCAUGUACUUUCAUUGUAGCUUUAAGCCAUUUGAUCCAACCUCAUCAGUUUUGAAACUCUACUCAAAUCUCCUAUGCUCUUAGUAGCCAACAUAUUCCUGAAAUAUACAACUGUCAUAUUUUGAAACAUUCUUCCUGUCAGAAAUAAAAGUACUUUUAAUCUUUUCUAAUGAUUUACUUACUAGUUCCACAUUUAAAAUCUGCUUUUAAAAAAUUAUAAUGAGGACCACGAUUCAUUUUCAAGAUACAGAAUACAUGCUUUUGAUGCAGUUUGCCACACCUUGAUGGUCUCCAGACAUGUUGGGAGUUACAAUUCUAUCCCUCUGGAGGGUAUCAGGUUGAGAAGAGUACCGUUCAGUAUCCAAAGACCAAAUUUUUGCUAUUCCUGUCAUCGAGAGUUGGCAGCCAAAUGUACAUGCUGAUAUAUUUCAAGUCAUCCAAACAUUUACUAGUAAAUUCCACUCUAGCCAGCACUGGACUAAAUAGAAAAAUGUUUUUAUUUAGUAUAAGCCAGGUUGCCUUAUGUUCAUUUUGUAUAAGUCCUGUGUGUUUGAAAUUGUCCUCAAAAUCAUGACAUGGAUGUUUCACCUUUCUGAACCAAGUCUCUGCUUUUUUAGUUCAUGAUUUGUCUCACUUGGGCUAACCUGCCGAGAUUUCUCAAAUCAUAUUUAAGUCCUGCAUUUUAACCUGUGUGCAAAUGUUGUUUGUGGAGCUAGUUACACAGAAAAGACAUUUAGCAAUUUUGGGGAGAGCCAAUCAGUUGAACAUACUAUAAAUUAGAUAGUCCAUGUGAUAUUGGGUAUGAUGUAUGUUUCCUUAAGCUCCAUGUUUUAAAAAACAUGUUUUUAAAGAUUUAAUAUGGCUCUUCAUAACUGAGGCAAUGGAGGGGACAUGUAAAUAAAAGGCUCCAUUGCCCCCUGCUGGCUGGAUCCAGAACUGGUAAAACUGAUGUAGCCUAGGAGUUCAUUUCACAGUUAAACUACACAUUACAUCUAACCAUAUGUAAGAAAAAUGUUAUGGUUUAUUUCUUUACUGAAAAGAAACUUCACAAGGAUUUUUUUUUUUUUUUAGAGAAAUCACUAUUUUAGAAAUUCAGAAAGUGGAGGUCCUAACAGUCAAAUGGUGCCCAGCUGAGGGUAGCUUGUCUAAAACCAUUUGAGAAAGAGCUACAGUGGAAAAUUAACUAGCCAACAAACUUUGACCAUAUUGCUUGCUUUGUUAGCUCAGAAACAGUCCCCCUUUAAUUCCAUUUAAUGAAGAAAUAAAUGGGCUUUUGAUGUGUUCUUGCAGGUAAUUUGCAUCUACUCUAGAUGGUGGGUGAUAUUUUAAAUGAUGAGGCAAAACUGUCUUUAUAGUUGAGGAGGCUCUAAAUAACUGCGGGGCCUCCUCAUCAGUGGGAGACCUCCAGCAGACUGAUCAGGUAAAAGAUGCAGGGAACAGUGGUAACGUGAUCAGUUUUGGAGAACAGGCCUUUGGGUGGGUGGGUGUACACACCCAAAUUAUUUAACCCCCAUCCCCAUCCUUAAUUCCCUUAUUUUCUCUUUCCAAGCAAAAAGUAAUCAGUUGUUCCUUGUGAAACAAAAGUUCCAAGUACUGUACUCGAUUUGUUUCAAAUCUGACAACUUAUUUGUGAGAUAUGUUGUCUGAUUGGUCAGGAAGGGAAUCCUAUUUGUGACUGCUUGGGAGGGAACCUCUAUAAAAAGGCCAAUAGUUUAAUAUUAAUAUUAUAUGCAUAUUGAAUUAUAGAACAGCUUCCACUAAAUGCCCUGAGCUGAAAAUAUACUGGGGGCAUUGUGCUAAAUUAAGAUGAGAAUCGGUAACCAGUCUGCAUGCAUAUUUCAAGAAGCACUUGAAAUUCAUUUUUGCCAUUCUUUUAACAAUCACAUUCUCAAACUAGCUGUAAAUUUUGAAUCCUGUGGUAUAUACAGUCUGUCUAGGUACUAUAUAAGAUGUAUAAGAUGGGAGCUCAGUUUUGAAGUAGGAAAAAAACACUAAUACAUGAGAAUUAGAUCUCUGAUAAGAUAGGGAAAGUUGAAACAUAUAUGACCUGUUAUGUAAUUUAUAAAAUUAAGAUAUAACUUUCUAAAGUCCAUAGCUGGAAUUGGAAAGCCAAACGCAUGUGAAAUUGAAUGUUUAUGUACUGAUAAAGAAAUGUCAGUACCUACACUAGUUUGAUUAGCAAAAAUGACCUAGUGCACCUUGUGUCUUCUGUUCUCUAUCAGUCACCACCCCAGUUGCAAUCUUUAAAAAAAAAAAAACUGAUACUUAUAUCAUUACAUUUCCAAACUUCUCUGGCCAAAACAGUUUAGGGUGGAACAACAUAAACAUCUGAUAUUUAACCUUUCAAGAGGCAAGCAGGAUAUAACUGAUAUCGUAUGUGGCUUUCCCUUUUCCCCAAAGUUAAUUGUCUGGAGCAGAGCAGAGAAUGAAAAAAGUAAGCCAUCCUGUUCCAAUGCAUCACUUCCAUAGUCUUCAAAUCUUCUUAAUAUAGCUCAAAAUUUUUUAAAAAUUAACACUGGGGAGGGAUAAUAAUAGAGUCAUUGUUCUGCAACAUGCUGUGUAUAGAUUUUUACCUUGCUACAAGCUGUUUCUGGUUGAGAUAAGUAUUCCACAUGCGAAAAUGUUAAUAACAUGUAAAAAUCCCUUCUUUGAGAGAAAUUUGUGUUACUAAAUUGCACAAGAUUAAAAUGGUAUCAUUAAGAAACUGUUGCACAGUUAAGAAUAGGAUAAUGGAACCUGCCUUCAGCCCAGAUUUCAUAUGCUUGUACUUGCAGUUCAUAGCUAUUAUUUCCUGAUGUAAGGUGCCAGAGGAGCAGGUGGUUACUAGAGUGUGAAAAGGGAAUUGUUAUGCUUUCUGGUCUUCAAAGAGAAAUAAUUAAGAUCGCGUCAUUAGCAAGUUACUGGAGCCGGUCAGCCAUUUUGGUUCAGGGGGCUGAAAGCCAGAGCCCAUGAGUUGCUACAAAAAGACUCUGGGUCAACAGACAGAGCAAGAUGGUCCUUUGGUGUCUGAUGUUCUUCUCAUCAAGACCAUGAGAAGAAAAUGGACAGUUCUGGCUUCAUUCUCUGACUCUGGUUUCAUCUUCAUUUCAUGCACCUUCUUUGCUUCUCAUGAAGCUUAUCGUCGUCGUCAUCAUCAUCAUCAUCAUCAUCAUCAUCAUGCAGAGGUAGAAAGUAUCUAAUAAUGAAAAUAAUAAAAGCACAGAAUAUGAAGGGACUAAAAGAAUGUUUGAAACAGGGUGAGAUGUUUUAUAAGCUUCCCCAUCAAGCAUACUCUGACCAUUACUGUGUUCCCUGAAAAAUAUCAACAUGGACUAUUUUAUUCCAAUAAAGCUGCAGUAUUUGAAAAAUGCAAGUGCAUGUGUGUUUCCAUCAGUUCUCUCAGCAAGUUAAAAUUUAAUAUAGCAAACUACAAAACCAGUUAUGAGGUGCAAGAUGACAAAGGAGACCUAAAUGUACUGCAAAAGAGUGAUGCAACCUUUAAGGGAGCCACCAGAAACUCAUAUCGGUUGUUCCUCUUCUUCUCCCACCCCCCAAAUACACAUGCAGUGUAUCUAUCUAUCUAUCACUGUGUCACAAGAGUUGGUAAGAUCUUCUUUCCUUUAUACUGGUUUUCCCUAUGAGGGCCCAGACAAAAGCCUGAAAGCAACUCCCGUGACUGAUAACUAGUUCAGGAACUCACCUGGAUGCCCCAUUCCACUGUUCUUUGCUUUCACCUCUCCAGGUAUGUAUCACCUUCUUCUGGAAUUCAGGCAGAAAGAAAGAGCAAAACUAGCUCCCAUGUGUACAGGCUGAAAAAAACAGUUAUCCAAUGAUUGUGUCAGCUCUUGAUGAACAAUUUCUGUAAAGUACAAUAA
Molecule: messenger RNA, 9031 nt
Organism: Python bivittatus (Burmese python)
Lineage: Eukaryota; Metazoa; Chordata; Lepidosauria; Squamata; Pythonidae
Gene: MDGA1
Product: MAM domain containing glycosylphosphatidylinositol anchor 1
Biological process (GO): synapse organization; homophilic cell-cell adhesion
Cellular component (GO): axon; plasma membrane; neuronal cell body
Molecular function (GO): axon guidance receptor activity; protein binding
Source: RefSeq, a predicted model, not a curated record